Messenger RNA from Erythranthe guttata (spotted monkey flower), 1148 nucleotides. RefSeq names its product protein LIKE COV 3. Gene Ontology annotation, cellular component: Golgi apparatus. The record is from RefSeq and is a predicted model, not a curated record. NCBI's taxonomy places the organism in Eukaryota, Viridiplantae, Streptophyta, Magnoliopsida, Lamiales, Phrymaceae.
ACAAAGCGAGGGAGAGAAAAUGGGAACGAGAGAGAUGGAUAGAGAUCUCGAACGCUUAAUACCCUUAUCGAUCACCGACAAUGCUAAUUGCUCCAAAUCCUCUUCUCCUUCUGAUUCCCCCGCCGCCACCGCCGCCGCCCCCGCCGGCAACGAGGCAUUGGGCAAAGUGAUUCGUAGUUGGGCAUGGAAGAAGUUUAUGACCGGAUGUGUGAUCUUACUUCCUCUUGCCAUCACAUUCUAUAUAACUUGGUGGUUCAUUCAUUUGGUUGAUGGUUUCUUCUCACCAAUCUACAUUCAUCUCGGGAUGAAUAUAUUCGGUCUCGGAUUCUUAACCUCGAUUACUUUCAUAUUCCUCGUGGGAGUGUUUAUGUCGUCGUGGGUUGGUGCCUCGCUUCUUGCAUUGGGAGAAUGGUUCAUUAAAAAGAUGCCCUUAAUGAGCUAUAUAUAUGCUGCCUCGAAACAAAUUAGUGCCGCAAUUUCUCCAGUUUCAGAUCAGACUUCUCAAGCUUUCAAGGAAGUGGCCAUAGUAAGGCAUCCUCGUAUCGGAGAGUAUGCGAUUGGUUUUAUUACAUCGACUAUUAUCCUACGUAAAACUUCGGGCGCAGAGGAGCUUUGCUGUGUUUAUGUGCCGACCAAUCAUCUUUAUCUUGGAGACAUAUUCCUUAUUAACUCCAAAGAUAUUAUGAGGCCUAAUCUUUCUGUUAGAGAGGGCAUAGAGAUAGUGAUAUCUGGAGGAAUGUCGAUACCGAAGGUUUUGACGAUUGUGGAUACGCAAUUUAUACUGUCACCGAGAGUUGGCAAACUAACAGUUCCACAAGUUUAACAGGUACUUGGAAGAUGCAAAUUAAUAUAGACUUGGUCGGAAUUUAAUUAUACUGAUAUCAGAGAGAUAAAACUUCGUUUCCACGCCUAUUUUCGUUGGUUUUAUCUUACUUUUUUUUAACUGUUCAUAAGUUUCUCGUGAACAAGUUGUAAAACUCAGAACUAGUUGACACUUCAUAUAAUUAAAACAGCAAUAUAUACGAUGAACAUCAAACGAGACCAAGGCUUCGUACACCUUUUUUCUUGUUAAGACUGUAUGGUUUUUUUCUCAAUUGUUUCGCUUGAAAGUACUCGUACUGACCGUAUGUAAGUGCAUCAUCACUUAG